Diprion similis is the source of this 2694-nucleotide messenger RNA. RefSeq names its product sphingomyelin phosphodiesterase 4. The transcript has 14 exons. Gene Ontology annotation, molecular function: sphingomyelin phosphodiesterase D activity. NCBI's taxonomy places the organism in Eukaryota, Metazoa, Arthropoda, Insecta, Hymenoptera, Diprionidae. The record is from RefSeq and is a predicted model, not a curated record. Bases 131 to 2485 code for a protein of 784 amino acids. Gene Ontology annotation, biological process: ceramide biosynthetic process; glycerophospholipid catabolic process; sphingomyelin catabolic process.
CACAAAUCGUCGCCCUGCAAACUAGGAAUUUCACGGAAAUGUGUCUGGCGCGUGUUAUGGACGAGUCUUCUUGAAACUUUUAUAAUUAAACUUAAUUUAAAUUAAUACACGUUUUGUCAAAUACUGAAAAAUGGCUGCGCCAGCAGAUUUCAUAAUGGUCCGAUUGCAAACAUAUUUGAAUCUGCCACUUGUCCAGAGGUGCAGAGAAAUUGCUGUACUGAUAGAUGAAUCCAGUACGACAGAUCUCCAACAUGUUUUUCCCAUGCUAGUCGAUUCGUUGUUUGGUGUCACAGACAAUGUAGGAUGGGGGCUGCAUUCAAUCAAUUUAAAGAGACAUCAACCAGAAUAUGAAAUGCUGUGUGCAUUUUUGGGUCCACAAGGUCCAAUGUUCUCUCUGUGCUAUAAACUCCUGCCGGACUGUUAUUUGAAGUACAAGUUUCCUCUUUCGUAUUUACCGUCAAAGAUACGGCUAAUGUUAGAGGAUGGUGUAAUUCCACCAUUUUAUUCCGAUAAAAUAAGAGUCGACCAAGCUACGCGUCUUCCCAGUGCUUUGUUCAUGAAUCCCUUCGAGUAUUAUAUCUUUUAUUUUGCUCAUCACUUGACCAAUCCAUGGCUCCAACUUCAUCAAGAAGAUAACGUAUGGGCGAAUUGGGAGACAAUAUAUGUACAACUCGCGCAUACAUAUCUUGACCAUUUUCUACCCAGAGAUAAUUCACCUGUCCAACCAAUUAUUGGACCAUACGUUAAAACUCCACCAAGAAAAUUGAUGCAAUCUCCGGACUCUAAAAGGCUGCAGACUCCAAGACUUUUAAGAACAUCUAUAUUAUCACCAGGACUCACAAGUCCAAUGGCGGGAGUACCGCAGCAACAAUGUUUGCCACAAGUAUGGAGAAGCGAAACAGUUGUUCAAGUAUUUCUGGAUUUUUGGUUGGAAUAUACCGAAGAACAAGAGAUGUCGCACUAUCAUGCCACACAUAUUCCAGGCACGAUACCUUAUAGGCACAGUAUUCAUUCUGGUGAACACAUUCGGUUGGUACGAGGAUUCAUAAAAACCUUACACGAAUUUGCCAACAGUGCAACUGGAGAUACAAGUGCAAUGGAUGAAUUGAAAAGAGUCAUACUUCCGUCAGUACAAGGAAAAAUAUACAUAUUCCUACGCAAAGCGAUUCAUCAUUGGCCUUUGGACAGCUCUUUUAGACUGAUUCUCGAGGCUUGGCUGAGCUUCAUCCAACCAUGGAGAUAUGUUCCCGGCCCAAGUUACAUCAGCGUUCGAAACGUUCAAGAAGAAGAGAGAGGAAAAAUUAUUGAUGAAACGAGGUGGCUUUCCUUUGUUGCGAAUAAUCUCCUGGCAUACACAGCAAUCUAUCAACAGCUCCAACCGCGUUUUAUGAGAACGGAUCUUGUUGCCCCUAAGAAUGCUCUAAUGCUAUUUAGAGUGACAAAGGUACUUGCCCAGCCCAAAUUAGCAAGAAUGUUAUUUGAAGUAGAAGCGUCUAUCGAUGACGCCAGACUGACCAGGGGAAAAGUUUCAACAAACCAAUGGUCAACAGCAAUACGUCAACAGAUGCUAGAAUUAGAAGGGCCCACUUAUCAAUACGUGCCUAUGUUUUCACCAGCUACCGUUUCUCAGGUUCUUCAAUUCUUAAGUACGAUCAAACAAGCACACUUAACAGCAACAAGUUUAGUAGAUGCUUUAGAAAAAAGAAGAACGAGUAGAAGAUUCAUAUUAAUGGUGUGGGAAUUUUUCUAUGGGGAUGACUAUUCAUCCGACGAUAUUAGUUUGGAGGAAAGGCGAAGAGUACCAGGAUUUCUUGCGAACGCUCAACAGCAGCUUAUGGACAUAUUUCAAAUAAAACCUGAAGACAUUCCCAAACUUGCUAUAGCACCUGAUCAAGAGUAUCGUGAUAGCAUAUUGUCAACUUCGAUCUGCAAUCAGUCACAGAUGGAUUUGAGUUUAGACUCCAGUAGACCAGGCGUUUAUAUGCAAAUCCAAGAGCGGAGACAAAAUUGCAGAUAUAUCGAGUAUAUGGGAGACCCUGAAUUACAACCUGUAAGAACCCACGAAUGUGCAUUUCUGGUCAGAUUAUUCUUUCAAUUGUGUAACUACAUCAACACGAAGUAUCAACAGGAGCUGAACGCCGCUUACAACAGAAGAGAUAUCAUUGGUCGUUUGACGAGGCGAUUAUUACAACCGCCAACGGUGGUCAAGCGCUUGCCAAAAAAAUCAGUUGCUGGAUUUUCAUCUUGCGAAGAAAUACACAUUCAUCCUCGACUGAGCCUUCGAGCUGUCGCUAGUCACAGUUUUCUGUCAUUCGCUUGCCUAGGAAUGUUCAUAUCAUGGAUCUUCGGGUACGGAGUAACAGCAUUUCCUUUCUUGGCAUUCUGUAUUUGGAUAAUGUCUGUGCUGGCAAUUGCAGCAGUCGAACCGUGGUUGGGUUUUGGGAGUCAUCGUAUACGGCCGGAAGAAUCAUCUUUUUUACAUUAAUUGACGAAAAAAACACUCUUUAUAACUCUGAACAACGUAUAAUUACUAUGAAUAGCUUGAUUGGUGUUGUACUCUAUUAAACAGUUUAUGUUGUGAAAUACAUCAAUCUUUUACAAAAAUGAAGAUUUCAUACUAAAGCAAUGUGUAUUAUUUACAGCCAUAAUUGUAAUAAUUAAUCUCCCAAAAUUGUCAUCCAAAAUAAGGGUAGC